Messenger RNA from Pelobates fuscus (common spadefoot toad), 3392 nucleotides. RefSeq names its product gamma-aminobutyric acid type A receptor subunit beta3 (gene GABRB3). Bases 1048 to 2499 code for a protein of 483 amino acids. Gene Ontology annotation, cellular component: plasma membrane; GABA-A receptor complex; synapse. The record is from RefSeq and is a predicted model, not a curated record. NCBI's taxonomy places the organism in Eukaryota, Metazoa, Chordata, Amphibia, Anura, Pelobatidae. Gene Ontology annotation, molecular function: chloride channel activity; GABA-A receptor activity; extracellular ligand-gated monoatomic ion channel activity. The transcript has 9 exons. Gene Ontology annotation, biological process: regulation of membrane potential; signal transduction; chemical synaptic transmission.
CAGUGCUGCUGGUUGUUAUAUUACUUGCUGGGUCCCGGGUGCUGCUGGAGGAGGGAGGCUUUCCAGCCGUCACUCACACACGUGUUGUGCUCAGCUCCAGCACUUUGCCAGACAGAGGCAGGGAGACUUAACAUGGGGAUACAGGGAGCAGCACUCUGUCCAGGGUCCUGAAACUGCAGCCUCCCAGAUCCGAGGCACAUUCCAGCCGAGCAGGCGGCGGUGGAGAGAGGUGGGGGUUACUCGGCUUCCCUGGAUGGGGGUGAUCAUGGGCGGUGUGUACCCGACUUCCAUGGGUUCCAUGAAGAAUCCUAUCGCAGUCCUCGGACACAGUUUUUUCUGCUGACGGUCUCUGAUGUGCAGAGCUACUGUGAUGCUGCAGAGCUUUGCUUCUCCAAGAGAGCUCCUUCUGAGAGCCUGGGGACCCUAUUAUAGUCUGUCACGCCUCGCUGUGGCUCGUUAGGCUCUAAAAACUCGCCCCGUUUUACCUGAGAGCUCCAGGCACAAUGCUCCCAAUCACUGAUUAGCCCUCUGUAAGUUACUAGCGGCGGCAGGAGCUACACAGUAGCUGCAGGGAUGAAGCAGGAGCCAAGAAGGAGCAGGGUUCUCAGCAGCAGAGCACACACAGCCUCCUGUAAAACCUGCCUUGCCAGGAUUGUGCUAGAAGACCUCCAGGUCUAGGACUGAGGUGACUGGAGGGGGUCAGACGAAGAUUGGAUUAUUUUAUUGUAUCACCACAUUCCAUACCUUUUGUGGCUGGACAGAAAGGAUCACCUCUCUCGCCCUCCCCCACUCACACUGACACCCCGGUUACCCUCCUCUUCACAUAACUAUCUCCUCCCUCCACACAUAUUCACACUGCUCCCUAUUCUACUGCUUGUGGGACAUUAAGGAAUCCCUGGGUCCAAAGCCUGAUGCUGUUCCAGGUCCUUUGGGUUUAUCUGUAGACUCUGACUUGGAUGUAAGGGACUGCGUGGAGAACAAUUGGCAUCAUAAAGUGUGGGCACAGUUGCUGUGUUAAACCAUUUGCACCCAUCACUGCUAUUUCCUAUGCACAGCAUGCCUGGAGGCAUGUGGGACACUUUGAAAAUAAGGCUUUUUGGGUUGAUCUCAGCUCCAUUCUUGGUGGCUGUGGUCUGCUGUGCUCAGAGUGUCAAUGAUCCUGGAAAUAUGUCCUUUGUGAAAGAAACAGUGGACAAGUUGCUAAAAGGAUAUGACAUUCGCCUACGACCAGACUUUGGAGGGUCCCCUGUGUCUGUUGGAAUGAAUAUAGACAUUGCCAGUAUUGACAUGGUAUCUGAAGUCAACAUGGAUUAUACUUUGACAAUGUACUUUCAACAAUAUUGGAGAGACAAGAGGCUAGCAUAUACCGGAAUUCCUCUCAACCUUACUCUUGACAAUCGAGUGGCAGAUCAGCUGUGGGUUCCUGACACAUAUUUUCUUAAUGACAAAAAAUCAUUUGUACAUGGAGUUACUGUGAAAAAUCGUAUGAUCCGCCUUCAUCCAGAUGGGACAGUUUUAUAUGGCCUGAGAAUUACUACAACUGCCGCUUGCAUGAUGGAUUUGAGAAGAUACCCAUUAGAUGAGCAGAACUGCACACUCGAAAUAGAAAGCUAUGGAUACACAACAGAUGACAUUCAGUUUUACUGGCGAGGGGGAGAAAAGGCUGUCACUGGAGUAGAGAGGAUUGAACUUCCUCAGUUUUCCAUAAUGGAUCACAGACUUGUGUCAAGAAACGUUGCAUUUGCCACAGGAUCUUAUCCAAGGCUGUCUUUGAGUUUUAAGCUAAAAAGAAAUAUUGGAUACUUCAUCCUUCAGACCUACAUGCCGUCCAUAUUGAUUACAAUCUUAUCAUGGGUGUCAUUUUGGAUCAAUUAUGAUGCAUCUGCAGCUAGAGUUGCACUCGGAAUAACUACUGUUUUGACUAUGACUACCAUUAACACUCAUCUUCGCGAAACGUUGCCGAAAAUUCCCUAUGUUAAAGCCAUUGACAUGUAUUUAAUGGGAUGCUUCGUAUUUGUUUUCUUGGCACUAUUGGAAUAUGCAUUUGUCAACUACAUAUUUUUUGGAAGAGGCCCUCAAUUGCAAAAGAGGCUUGCAGAAAAAACAGCAAAGGCCAAUAAUGAUCGUUCCAAGUUUGAAAGCAACAGAGUGGAUGCCCAUGGAAACAUUCUGUUGACAACACUUGAAAUCCACAAUGAAGUCACUGGCAAUGAAAUUACAACAAGUAUCACCGAUGUUAGAAAUUCAACCACUUCUUUUGAUAACUCAGGAAUUCAAUACAGAAAGCAGAGUGUGACGCGGGAUGGACUUGGCCGACGAGCCAUGGACAGAGCCGCUCCUCACACCAAGAAAAACCACUUGAGAAGACGGUCUUCUCAGCUUAAAAUUAAGAUCCCUGAUUUAACUGAUGUGAAUGCCAUAGACAGGUGGUCAAGGAUGAUUUUUCCCAUCACAUUUUCACUCUUCAAUCUCAUCUACUGGCUAUACUAUGUUAACUGACGAACUAUGCCUUUGAUGACAUUCAGUAGUCAAGGAAUACCUAGCCUGUUGAUUGUAUGCAAUAAAAGCGAAAUCGAUUUUUAUGCAUACACUUUCUUGAUGUAUGAAUGUAUGUGGAAGCACAAGCAAGUGCUAUUACAUGUUCAUAUAAGUAUGUUUUCUGCGACUAUGAACUAUUUUUCAAGAUAGAGCCACAAGAACAAUUUUUAAACUUUGAAUAAUGCAGAUCUUCCUAGUUGAACUACAUGCCUUGGGAUCAUCUGAAAUACUACUUGUGAUAUAAAUUUAAUUGUUUAUUUUAUUCAUAUUGUAUGAAUACCAAGAAUUGAGCUACAUACAACCUUUUAUUGUUUCUACUUAUUUUACAACAUCAAUGUUACCAUAGGGUUCACUAGUCCAUUUGUACUGGUGCACUGUGUUUAUUUUAACAAUUUUGCUUAUCACGAGACUUUGUAUAACUAUGUUUUCUUUGAUGAAUUUGUCUGUUUCCUUUAUGUGUAUGGAAGUUUUGGUUUUCCCACUUCUAUUUUGCCUUUAGGUCGUAUCACUCCUGACAUAGAAAAUUCUGUUACUGUGCAUGAGAAAAUAUUCACAGGGGAUCCAUUUAAAGCACUGAACCUUAACAAACUGAUGGAUUCCUAUUUGUAUGUCUUACAUAAUAUUGUACAGUAUAUAUUUUUUCAGAUACACCAUUUCAAAUCAUCUUGUGGCAAUCCUUCUCUUUAACCAUACUACCGAAUACACUGGAAAUAUACUGUAUUUUACCUUUCACAUAAAUUUCAUUGUCCCAAUUAUUUUAAAGAAAAUACAAAAUAGAAGAAAUCUCAGGAUAUUUGCUAUUUGCAAGAAAGAACAUCUUAAUGUAUUUAAAAAAAAAUACAGUCACCCUUUGA